UUCAAUUCCCCUUGUUGACUACUCCGUUUGUUUGGAGUCGUUGACAAAUACUGUAAUUGGGGUCAUAGGAUUCGGAGGGCCGCCGGAAAGAGAAAAAAAGUGCAGAGAAAGAGAGAGUGUCAGAAAUAAUGGAAGCAGUAGUGGUGGACGCCGGAUCUAAGCUCCUCAAAGCUGGCUUCGCCAUUCCCGAUCAGCCUCCUCCUCUUAUCAUUCCUACGCAAAUGAAGUGUGUACCAGAAGAGGAAUCGUUAGACAAUACGAUAUUGUCCAAGGACAUCACUGUUGAUCCUAUUGUGCGUGGAUUUAUCAGUGAUUGGGAUGCCAUGGAAGAUUUAUUGCAUCAUCUUUUGUAUUCAAGCCUUGGAUGGGAAAUUGGCAAUGAAGGCCAUAUAUUAUUUGCUGAUCCAUUAUUAACUCCUAAGGCUGUAAGAGAACGAUUGGUCCAAGUGAUGUUUGAAAAAUUUAAUGUGUCAGGGUUCUAUGCUACAGAGCAAGCUGUAUUAUCACUCUAUGCAGCAGGGCGUAUUUCUGGUUGCACCGUUGAUAUCGGUCAUGGCAAGAUAGAUAUUGCUCCAGUAAUUGAAGGAGCAGUUCAUCAUAUCGCCUCAAGAAGAUUUGAAAUAGGGGGUGCUGAUUUAACCAAGCUGCUUGCCCAAGAACUUGGGAAGUCUAAUCCACUGGUGAAUCUCCAGAUUCAAGAUGUGGAGAAACUAAAAGAACAAUAUGCAAGUUGUGCCGAAGAUGAACUUGCCUAUGGAAAAAUCCAGCAAUCAUGCCCCAAUGAACAGCAUAUUCUGCCUGAUGGACAGGUUAUAACAAUUGGAAAAGAGAAAUAUGCUGUGGGUGAAUCUCUAUUCCAGCCUUCUAUAUUGGGACUAGAGGCACAUGGCAUCGUUGAGCAGCUUGUGCGUUGUAUAUCUGCUGUAUCAUCUGAGAAUCAUCGGCAGUUGUUGGAGAGCACUGUACUAUGUGGUGCCACAACCUCCAUGACCGGUUUUGAGAGCAGGUUCCAGAAAGAAGCCAAUAUGAGCACAUCAGCUAUUCAUCCUUCAGUAGUGAAGCCUCCAGAAUACAUGCCGGAGAAUUUGGCACAGUAUUCAGCAUGGGUAGGUGGUGCAAUACUUGCCAAAGUUGUCUUCCCUCAGAAUCAGCAUGUAACCAAGGCAGAUUACGAUGAACAUGGACCUGCUGUUGUUCACAGGAAAUGUUUCUGACAGAUAUCUAUUUCCUCAGAACUAACACUAACAAAGGCAAUAGAGACUCAGAGUGAUUACUCACAGUGGCAUAUGAUGACCAAAUUAAGGGAGGGGGGCAUUUGUAGGAGAAAACCCCAUGUGAGAAAUGAGAAUCCACUCACUGUGAUGGGUUUAACAUUACCGCUCAACUUUGCCGGGACCAAGAAGAUGCUUGGUAAAGAUCGAUUUAUAGUAGUGCUAUAAGUUUAAGUGUAAUACUCUGUAUUAAUUAAUUUAACUACACUUGCUUCUGCAAUUGGAGGAAGUUAUUUGUAGAUGGUCGAUUGUUUUGGAAUUCAUUGCAUACCCUAUUACCCUGCACUGAGUACUAUUUCGGCCUCCGGUGGUUUUAAUGUCAACAUCGACAACAUAGUUUCCACAACAUUUGUAUCUUCUGUAAAAUAUAAUUCCUCUGUUUCAUAAAAAUGCAACGGUUUGGGUUUUAUGCUUUU
Spinacia oleracea (spinach) is the source of this 1687-nucleotide messenger RNA. Its product is annotated as actin-related protein 7. The record is from RefSeq and is a predicted model, not a curated record. The transcript is spliced from 7 exons. Bases 129 to 1214 code for a protein of 361 amino acids. NCBI's taxonomy places the organism in Eukaryota, Viridiplantae, Streptophyta, Magnoliopsida, Caryophyllales, Amaranthaceae.